UUUUCCUGGAUCAUUUCUUUUAACUUUUCUAGUCUUUUCUUGGUUCCAUGAGCUUUCUCGUCUAAUAUUUGUUUAGGAAAUAGCUUUUCUGGUAAUAAUGUAUGUGAAACUUUAGUUUUCUCUAUUAAAGGAAGAUCGGAAGGGUCUUUCACCCUCUGGAACUUAGUAAAUUCUCGGUUGGUUCGACGCAACUCGUCUGGUCGCUCGAUGACACUAUGAGUCAACUGAUCCAUGGUGUCUGGACUAUUUAGGGCGAAAAGGUAUAUCUCUAUUAAAGGAAGAUCGGAAGGGUCUUUCACCCUCUGGAACUUAGUAAAUUCUCGGUUGGUUCGACGCAACUCGUCUGGUCGCUCGAUGACACUAUGAGUCAACUGCUCCAUGGUGUCUGGACUAUUAAGGGCGAGUUCGGUAAUUCUAUUUUCUUUCUCUAUCUGCAGCUUCUGAUAAGAUUUAUCUACUGGUUCGGUAAUUAUAUUAUCUUUCUCUAUUUGGAACUUGUGGUAAGGCAAAUCUGAUGAAAGAUUCAAACUUUCACAGCUAGGAGAAUCACUAUUAUCUUUGAGGCGGGUA
Molecule: messenger RNA, 570 nt
Organism: Meloidogyne enterolobii
Lineage: Eukaryota; Metazoa; Nematoda; Chromadorea; Rhabditida; Meloidogynidae
Source: the annotation of a GenBank genome assembly